AUGCCACGGUUGCCACGGUGGGUAGUGACAGUCUCGUUCUACUCCUCGCUCGCGUCAGCCAUCAUCAUCUUGUUGAGCAUAUUGAUGCACUUGCGCAACUACAGAAAGCCGUUCCACCAGAGGUUGAUGAUUCGCAUUCAGCUAAUAGUGCCGCUUUUCGCCAUUACGUGCUACUCGAUGCUCAUUAACCAGAAAUCGGCAUUCAACAGGUUCUUGUUGGAGCCCGUCCGCGAGAUAUACGAGGCGUUUGUCAUUUACACUUUUUUCUCGUUGUUGACCGAUAUGCUUGGUGGCGAGCGCAACAUCAUCAUAAUGACGAGUGGGCGCCGACCCGUGCGGCAUCCCGGUGUGUUGGGGUACCUCUUGCCCCCCUUGGACAUAUCGGACUCAAAGACGUUUUUGGGGAUCAAGCGGGGCAUAUUGCAGUAUGUGUGGCUCAAGCCCAUCAUCUGUUUCUCGACGUUGUUGUUUGAGAUGAUUGGCAUUUACAAUGUCAAUGAUAUGAGCUGGAGGUCGAUAUAUUUAUGGUUGACCUUGAUAUAUAACGCGAGUGUCACCUUGUCCUUGUACAGCUUGGCUGUGUUUUGGAAGAUAUUGUGGGAUGAUUUGAAACCGUUCAAGCCCGUGGGCAAGUUUCUUUGUGUGAAAUUGAUCAUUUUCGCUUCCUAUUGGCAAGGCGUCAUCUUGGCGAUAUUGAAUUUUUUCCAGUUGUUGCCCGGGAGUGAUGAUAACGAGGCGAAUGGAAGCAUUGGAGUUUGUAUUCAAAAUGCACUCUUGUGCGUUGAGUUGAUUGCCUUUGCCAUUGGCCAUUGGUUGUCAUUUUCGUAUUAUCCAUUUACAGUCUCGCAACUCCCCUGGGGCAGGUUCAAGUUCCACUAUGCGUUAAAAGAUUGGCUCGGGUACAAGGAUUUGCAGAUUGAUUUCCAAAAGACGUUUAAAGGCGACCACUACAAGGAUUAUCGACAAUUUGACUCUGUUGAGGCGGUGGUGGCACACCCCGACUCUCGAGGUCGGAUGAGUCGAAUCCACCAAGGGUUGAGGUAUCAUUACGAUGGCAAGCACAAGCAUUGGCUACCUGAUAACCAAAGCGUCACUGCCUCUCAAGGGAUCGUGCCUAGCACUUCUGAAAUUCACGCCUUGCAGCCCGAUAACGCAUCGAUUUUGUCAAACAAUACAUCAAUGAGGGCCAUGUACCCCGCGUCGCCGAAAAACUCGCCGCCAAACUCGCCCAUGUUGGAGGAGGAAACGCGCUCGAUAAGCUCCACGUCCUCGUUAUCCAUCUUGGAGCAAUUGAACUCGGAUGGGCUAUUGUCAACCAUCGAUUAUUCCUCGGAGAAAUUUGACGAAGACGAAAUGAUAUACCUGGAAGCAAUCGAUACCAUCGGCAACCAUACUUUAGAAAGCGACCACACCAAGAAGAUACUCAAUUACCCCAUCAUAGACGGAGUCUUGGAUAGCCACCUUUACGGAUACAAAGUGCAGAAACUAAGACAGCGACAGCAAGGUAUGCGACAGCAGCAGAAGUUGAAACUGAAACGAGAUAGUGACAAGGUACUCCAGUCUAACCAGAGCUAUCGAUACGGAAGCAUAGUUUAA
Molecule: messenger RNA, 1596 nt
Organism: Lodderomyces beijingensis
Lineage: Eukaryota; Fungi; Ascomycota; Pichiomycetes; Serinales; Debaryomycetaceae
Source: the annotation of a GenBank genome assembly